Amphibalanus amphitrite is the source of this 1234-nucleotide messenger RNA. RefSeq lists its product as uncharacterized. Bases 172 to 723 code for a protein of 183 amino acids. The record is from RefSeq and is a predicted model, not a curated record. The transcript has 2 exons. Lineage: Eukaryota; Metazoa; Arthropoda; Thecostraca; Balanomorpha; Balanidae.
AUGACGUCACACGCCUGAUGAUCAGUCUCUGAGGACGGAGUGGCCGACAGCUGCGGCAGCGACGGCGGUGCCAGUCGUGCCAGUUGUGGUAGAGAGGUUGUAGCGGAAGGGUGUGGCACGCGCACAGGCCCGUGAUCGACGCUGAGGGAAGACUCCUCGAUCAGAGACAAGAUGUCCUCCGGAAGCGGCGUGCCGGCCGUACCUGGCGUGCUCAGCACGGCACAGCACGUGGACGAGUUCCUGGCGCUGUGGCGGCGCGUGCUCGCCUGGGACGCCGCCGACGGGCUGAGCCCUCUGAGCGGUCCGCACACCGUGCUGGUCGUCACUGACGGCGGUCUGUGCCGGAUCCGACCCUGCGACGUCUCCGACCCGUUCAUGGUGGACCAGCAGCUGCAGCGAACUCUGCUCCGUCGGCACGUGAUCACCGAGUCGGUACCGCCCGCCGACAGCAGGUUCGCCGCCGACGGCCGGGCGGCCACCCUGGCCGGGGAGGAGGUGAAGCUGACAAAGCUCGGCGACGACCCGGCGUUCUGUCUCGGCGACUCGCCGCCGGCCGUCGCCAGCCGGCCGCCGCUGCAGGAGGGAGACGUAACGGUCUACAUCGUCGAGACGCCGUUCGUCAGCUGCAGCGAGGUGUCGGACGCCAUCGGUCGGCACCCGCAGACCAACCCGUUCUGUCCCCCCGGGCCUCCCGAGCCGCCCGUGCCGGAGCCGAAACAGUAGGGGCAGCGGUCCGUAACAGCCAGGAGCGACCCGUCGCAGUCAGGAGCGGCAUGUCCCAGUCAUGAGUGACACGUCGCAGUCAGGAGCGGGAGGGUGGGGCGGGGAAAGAUUUGGCAGGGAGCGAGGGUUUCCAGUCACGGAGGUGAGGGAGGGGCUGCGACUUGCGGAAACCUCCACCCACUUUUGGUUUUUUGUGGGUCUGUGAAGUCCUAUUGCCAUUAUCAACACAGGGACGAGCCUAGAUGUAACACAAAUGGCCAACUAUCACCUUUGCAACAGGGUUUUGGGGCUCGGAUGAAAAACAAUGGAGGCCUGCUCGGUGGAUGUUGCAUGUUGUUCCAUUAUGCUGUGUAAAAACCAGUGCGGUUAGCUAUUCCUAGUCAUAUGCGCGCGUGAUUCGUCAUAAUAACUGAAAUGGCAAAAAGUGGCCUUUAUUGUCACGUAAAUUUCAUUGUCGUACUCUACCAACGUAAAUACUUUCGCCAUUGAAGACAAAUACAUAAUAAACUCG